AUGUUAUUUGAUACCGACCGAGAGACGAAAGAAUAUUUUAGGGGAACGAAAGAAAAUGAACUGACGGGCUGGAAGAAGGGCGUAGGCCUAACCCGUGGUGGUGGUGGAACGAAAGAAAAUGAACUGACGGGCUGGAAGAAGGGCGUAGGCCUAACCCGUGGUGGUGGUGGUGGUGGUGGUGGUGGUGGUGGUGGUGGUUUACUGUCACGGACAGCUGUCGGGCCAUGGAGACUGGGCGAGUUCUUGGGGCCAGCAGCCUCACCUCACAUAGCCGCCGCCCACUCCAAAACGCUGACGUCCAGAUGUAAUUCAAAGUCGACUGAAAAAGCUGUGUCGGCAAAAUCUGGUGACAGUAAGAUGACGCAGCGGCCGUCCCCGGAAGCGGCGGUGGCGGCGGCGGCAGCAGCCUCUGCCCCCGACUCGGCGUCUGCGGAGCGCGUGGCGCGCUACAAGGAGGAGCGCCGGCGGCAGCUGGCGGCGGCGCCCACCGCCGGGCCCGGCCCGCCCCCGCAGCGCCGCUUCAUCUCGCGCGCCGCCUCCGCCGCCUCCGCGACUGCCGCCUCAGCCUCCGCCUCCUCGGGCGACGCCCAGACGGCCGCCGCGCCUCGAGUUCGCACGACACGCACCUCCCGCCUCCGCUCCGCGGCCACCGCCUCUACCGACUCCAGCCCCAACGCAGCCUGCCGGCCUCGUGAAAAGUUUACCCUCUGCCGCGCCGCGCCGCGCCGCGCCGCGCGGGUUGCCGGCAGGGAGGAGCAACCAGGCAGCCGCAGCGCCGCGACAAAUGAGAAGCAGAUCCAGAGCGCGCAGUCGGACUCUGGGCCUCGCCGCGAGAAGGACAAGAGCGCCAAGCGGAAGUCCAACCUGAACCGCUGCCUCACCGCAGAGGCCGUCGCGCCAGCCGUCCAUUCAGGUGAGUUCACUUCUGAGACGACGCGCUGCGUGUACGCUGUUUUUACGGUGCUUAUUGUAAUAACGCUUCAAUUACUGGUGGCCAUACACCAGUAA
Messenger RNA from Schistocerca piceifrons (Central American locust), 1008 nucleotides. Its product is annotated as glycine, alanine and asparagine-rich protein-like. The transcript has 6 exons. The record is from RefSeq and is a predicted model, not a curated record. Lineage: Eukaryota; Metazoa; Arthropoda; Insecta; Orthoptera; Acrididae. The coding region runs from base 1 to 1008 and encodes 335 amino acids.